Messenger RNA from Dipodomys ordii (Ord's kangaroo rat), 2307 nucleotides. It is a transcript of the gene Efs, whose product is annotated as embryonal Fyn-associated substrate. The transcript has 6 exons. Gene Ontology annotation, biological process: cell migration; cell surface receptor protein tyrosine kinase signaling pathway. Gene Ontology annotation, cellular component: plasma membrane; cytoplasm; focal adhesion. The coding region runs from base 135 to 1811 and encodes 558 amino acids. Lineage: Eukaryota; Metazoa; Chordata; Mammalia; Rodentia; Heteromyidae. The record is from RefSeq and is a predicted model, not a curated record. Gene Ontology annotation, molecular function: protein binding.
GGCCACCGCUUCAAGCGCCACAAUCGGGGGCAGCCUCCGUGGGUCGAGGCCGCGAAUCAUGGUGCGGAGCAGCCACCACUGAAGUCAACAAAACCCAGCCUGACCUGAAGCAGGCAGCAGUGGAGGCCAAGGCCAUGGCCAUUGCCACGUCGGCCCAGCUAGCCCGGGCUCUGUAUGACAACACAGCUGAAUCUCCCCAAGAGCUGUCCUUCCGCCGAGGGGAUGUUCUACGGGUACUGCAGAGGGAAGGCGCUGACGGACUAGAUGGCUGGUGUCUCUGCUCCCUGCAUGGACAGCAGGGUAUUGUGCCCGCCAACAGAGUGAAGCUCUUGCCGGCUGGCCCAGCACCCAAGUCCAGCCUCUCCUUGGUACCUCCUGCCCAGCCUGGCUCACCAUGUGCAGCCCCAGAGCGCAAUGAUGAGGAACAGGAGGUAUAUGUGGUACCACCCCCAGCUCGGCCCUGUCCUGCUUCAGCUGGACCCUGCCCACCCUCCCCUGACCCCAUCUACAAGGUUCCCAGAGGCAAUGGGACCCAGCUGGCUGCCCCUGGAGAAGUCUUGGAGGUCUAUGAUGUGCCUUCUACUGCCCUCCACCUUCCCUCUAGCAGCCCCUAUGACUCCCCAGCCUCUUUUUCCCGCCCUCUGGCUGGGACUGUCCCACAACCCUCUGGAGAGAAUGAAGCUCCCUAUGAUGUGCCUCUGGCCCCAAAGUCACCUACAGAGCUCGAGGCAGACCUGGAGUGGGAAGGAGGCCGGGAGCCAGGGCCUCCUUUCUAUGCUGCCCCUUCUAACCUGAAACGAGCCUCAGCUCUCCUCAACCUAUAUGAAGCACCCGAAGAACUGUUAGCAAAUGGGGAAAGUGGGGACACUGAAGAGGGCAUCUAUGAUGUGCCCCUGCUGGGGCCAGAAGCGCCCCCUUCUCCAGAGCCCCCAGGAGCCUCGGCCACUAAUGACUUGGACACUCUGGCCCAGCUUCUGGCCAGAAGCCCCCCACCAUCACACAGGCCCCGGCUGCCCUCUGCAGAGAGUCUGUCCCGUCGCCCUUUGCCUGCCCUGCCUGUCCCUGAGCCUCCCAGUCCUUCUCCAGCUCCCUCACCUGCCCCAGGCCGCAAAGGCAGUAUCCAGGACAGGCCUCUGCCUCCACCCCCACCCCGCCUGCCUGUGUAUGGGGGCUCCAAGGCUGAGGGGGAUCCAGAGGGCAGGGAGCUGGAGGAUAAUCCAGCAGGACCUCACAAUGAGUAUGAAGGCAUCCCGAUGGCUGAGGAGUAUGACUACGUCCACCUGAAGGGCAUGGAUAAAACUCAAGGACCUAAGCCUGUGGAUAAAGCCUUACCUGGAGACUCUGAACUUCCGGACAGGGAGCUGCUAGAGAAGCAGGAGACCGUGUCCUCAGGGGAGCUGGUGCCUCUGUCCCCCGGAGACCUACAGCUCCUGCAUUUCUAUGCAGGGCAGUGCCAGAGCCACUAUUCAGCGCUACAGGUGGCUGUGGCAGCCCUGCUGUCCAGCACUCAAGCCAACCAGCCCCCAUGCCUCUUUGUGCCCUACAGCAAGCAGGUGGUAGUGGCUGCUCACCGCCUGGUAUUCGUUGGGGACACCCUAGGCCGGUUAGUAGCCUCCACCCCAAUUCAAACACAGGUUGGGGCUGCAGGUACAGCACUGGGCCAAGCUUUGCGGACCACCGUGCUGGCUGUCAAGGGGGCUGCCCUGGGCUACCCAUCCAGUCCUGCAAUGCAGGAGCUGGCCCGGUGUGUGACAGAACUGGCAGGUCAGGCUCUGAGAUUCACCACACUGCUCACCAGCCUGGCCUCCUGACGGUGUGAUGGCACAACUCUGCCCCCCUCUUCCUGCCAGAGUCCUUCCUCCCUCCAGGUUUUGGAUGUCUGAAAGACUGUUUUUCUCACCCUCUUCUGCUCAUCUCAGCCUCUCACAGAGGCAUCUCUUCCCCCAAACCCAUCGCUUUUUGUAUGAGCCAUUUUAUAUAAAUUAUUUAUAUUUAAUAAUCCCUGCUUUGUCAGGGGCAGGCACCAGGCCCUCUGGGGCAGGGAGAAACUGGACUGUUCUUCAGCCUGGGUUGGAGGUAGCUGCACUGCUGCCUCCCUCCGAAUGUUUGGUACACGGAGAAUCAGGUGGCAGAAAACUUGGGGCAACACAGAACCUGUCUCCUGUCCUGUUUCUGGAUUCCAAAGCAUGAGUGCCUCACUAAUAUGCUGAGGGUGAGGUCAAGCCAUUGACUUCUGCCCAGAAUGUGAAGGUGUGGGAGGUACCAGGGGGCUCCUACCUUCAGAUGAAAGGAGAGCUGAGCCUCAGG